AGAGUUCUGACGUCAGCUCUGGGGAGUGUAAACGCACACGCGCCUUUAGUUGGGGAAAGAGCCCAUUCUCAACUUUCCGUAAAGGAAACGAUUUCCGAAGUUUUUUUUCUUCCGUUAUCUCUGCUUGCUUUUGGACAAUGCGCGACCCACACAUGUCCGUGUGUUGACAGCGCUGGACACUGUGUGUGUGGUGUAUACUACAGUUGCGUCUUUCCCCGACUCACCUAUAGAGCGUAGGCCUAAACAGGUAGGCCAGUUUUGAUCAUUCUUCUUCGGAGAGAGUAGAAGCGUGAAGAUGGAGCUACCAGUUCCCAAGAAAAAUAUGCUGAUUCUAGUUGAUGUUUUCUGUGUGGUUAUCGCGGCCCUUCCGUCAGCGGUCUUGACGCUAAUGUUCAGCCCGUACCAGAGGGGUAUCUACUGUGAUGACGAGAGCAUCAGAUAUCCUUACAGAAGAGACACCAUCUCCCACAGGGCAAUGGCUGCAGUCACCAUCCCCUCCUCCAUAGUCAUAAUAACUACAGGAGAAGCGUACCUGGUGUACUCCAAGCGUCUCCACUCCAACUCUAACUUUAACCAGUACAUGUCAGCUCUCUACAAGGUGGUGGGAACCUUCCUGUUUGGAGCAGCUGUGAGCCAAUCACUGACUGACCUGGCCAAGUUCACCAUCGGCAGGCCACGCCCUAACUUCCUGUCUGUGUGUAAUCCCACUGUUUGUUCUGGGUACAUGCUGCAACUCAACUGUACUGGCAACCCUCGAAACGUCACUGAAUCCAGAUUGUCGUUUUACUCCGGACACUCUGCCUUCGGGAUGUACAGCAUGCUGUUUCUAGCAUUGUAUGUGCAAGCACGUAUGCAGGGGAAGUGGACUCGUCUGGUCAGACCCACAGUGCAGUUCUUCCUCGUGGCGUUUGCGUUGUACGUUGGAUACACACGGGUUAGCGACUACAAACACCACUGGAGCGACGUACUGGUGGGACUGCUGCAGGGAACUCUCAUCGCUGUGCUCAACGUUUGCUACGUCUCUGAUUUCUUUAAGCUCCGCCCCCCUCCUCGCUGCCCUCGAUCAGAGACGGAUGAAGACGAACACCUAGAGGCCAAACCUGGCCUGGACCCAGACACACAACUACACAACAACCACUACAACUAUACAACUACUACAGCCUGAACACAGACUAACAACUACACAACAACCUCUACACAACAAUCAUGGCAACCGUGGGGAAGUGGCGGCGACAGGAAUUUGUUGGUGGGUAGGCCUGCAGAAAUUUGGGUGGGCAAUUUUUAAAAAUUCAAAUGUUUUGUUAACUAACUUCCUGCAAUGUUGCCAUGUGGCCAAGAGAUAAAUGUACCGUUUUAUAGCUGUCUAUGAAUUCUAUCUGAUGAUGUUUGCAUGUUUAGGUAAAAAGACGACAAAUAAUUUAGAGCCCGACCCCAUAUUGGAUUUUUGGGUCCGAUACCGAUUUUGAGGGAGGGAAAAGUCACAGAUUACUGAUAUCUGUCGAUAUAUUGGUUUUUUAGAGGUUGAAUGAAAAACAGACCAAAUUGUGCUUCAAAGGAUCAACAGAUACUCUAAAUGAUAAUUUCUUAACUAAAUAUUAUAGUUAACAUUAUUUAAGAACAUUUUAUUUGUGGUUUACAGGAUCCACCAAAAAGCAAUUAUGUUCUCUAUAAAUUCGACAGUGAAUACAAAGCUUGUUUAGUUGACCUUCUUAGGUGCAACUUAAAAAUGUCUAUGGCAGUGGAAAAGAGGUAUGAAAAAGUGUUUGUGCUAAACCACCAUAAGAGUGGUCAUGUAAACAAACACUUUAUGGUCCACCUUGCAAUGAGAGUACGUUACGACAAGCACACGCUAGCUGUUCAUUACGACAAUGCUUUCUUAAAGAAACCAUAUUUACAUAACACUGUUAUUCAAUACAAAAGGUAUUGGCUAUACAUUUCAACUGCAAAUGGCAUGCGCUGAUGACUGAAAAUGUUUAUGCAUGCAAAUUCUUGCUGCGCUGGUUUUUGUCACACGUUCUAAUUUCGCGAGCUAGCUAACAUUAGCUACUUAUCUCAUAAUGAAUGCGAGCACAUGGCCUGAAUGAUAGACCUGCGCCAACUGUCUUGUUUUUUGCAGAUUGCAUAUUUCAGAAAAACUAACUAAAUUAGCCCACUAGCUAACAUAAUAGGCCCUGAUAGUAUCGGUCUUCUUUUUGUAUCAAGGACGAGUAUUCACUUUGGCGCCAGUCCAGUGUUGGCACAUACGUAGCACAGAUUGCUGGCUAGAUAGCUAAGCUAACUACCUUGCUGGUUAGCUAGCCAGCUAACGUUAACAAAGUGAGAAUGUGAUGAGGACAGGGCUGCUUGCUUGGUGAAGUGUACUUUUGAUUAUUUACUCAUGCUGGCUGUGGCAAGCUACUCAAGCUACAAACCACCAUGUCUACUUUCCCUCACAUUGUGGACUAGGGCUGAAUGAUGUUCAAUGAGCAGCUGGUAGAGUGCCCUCUUUAGGCAAUCAUUGAAAAUGGAGCAGACAUAUUUGUUUAUUCUAUGUAUAUAAUAUGGGCACUUUAUCUGUGGAAUAAAGGCAGAUAAAAAUAUCGGCCGAUUUAAUAUCGGUCAACCGAUUUUAUCGGUUGGGCUCUACAAAUAAUUUCCCAUUUGGAACACUGACAAGGAAAGAGCAGUACUUAAAAAUAUAUAUAUAUCUAGAAAGAAAAUAGUUUUUUGCUCCCAGUGGGCCCACCCAUGCCUACGCCCCGGCCGUGUGUCUGUCUGUGUGAGAGAAGUGUGUAUAUCAGUGUAGGCUCAUUGUAUUGGCUGGACUGGAAUAAAUGGAACGUAUCAAACACCUCAAGCAUAUGGAAACCACAUGUUUGACUCUGUUUAUUCCGGUCCAGCAUUACAAUGACCCUGUCCUCCGAUAGCUUCUCCCACCAGCCACCACUGGUGCAUAUGAGAAGAUGUGUAUAACCACUCACAUGCACAUGCAUUUAACUUUGUAUUUUAUUUGAAUACAAUGUACUAAAAGUAUGGAGGAUGAGAGUUUUUUAACAGAGACAAAGAAUUAUUGUGUAGUUCCCUAGAUUUCAAUUAUGCUAACAGGAAACACUGAAACAACUUUUUUAUUUUUUUAAAUUUAUGAUUUAUAUUUCCUGUGCAGCAGCAUCAACCAGGUUGUCUUCUUGGGAUUUGUAGUUUAUUUGAGUGUCCUGUAGUUCUCUUUUAACCCACCCGCUAGUCUAGUUUGUAUUUGUAAAGGAGUUUUUUGUGUGUUUGUAAUGCUUUGAUCCCUUUUACCUACACUGGAGCUACUAAUCCUCUCACACGUCUUCCAUCAAGACAGCGGUCUCCAAGCCUCGUGCUGGGGAGCUACUGGGCUGCAGGCUUUUGUUCCCGCCCACCACCAACCUACCUGAUUUAACUAGUCGUUAAGACCUUGAUUAGCUGAAUCAGGUGGGUUAGUGUGCUCAUCCUGUAGUUCUCCAGGAGGGGGGAAGGCCAAUGGUCUGUGGAGUUCAGUGUUAGGCCUACUGAUACCUAACAUGUCUGUAGAAGACAGUAUAUGUACAGUAUAUGGAAUGUAAAACAGUGUUGCAUAGAUAAUUACUUUCUAACUGUUUAUUUCUGUCGUAUCUGUAAGAUUGUAAUACCACUACUAGCCCACUGUGAUGUUUUUUUAAAUGUUAUUGACGCAACUUGUAUUAGUCACACCAGUUUAUUAUAUAUAAAGCUGUGUAUAACCUGCCUUCUCGCAUGGCAACACAGGUCCUGUGAGAUCAUGAUGCCAUGUGCUGCCUUUGAAAUGUUGAUGUUGACAAUCGUCAGUGUGUCAAUGAUUGAGUCACUCACUGAGAUGUUCUCUGAAAAACACAUUACACUUCUGCAAAGGGUUAAUAUAUACGCUAUAUGACCAAAAGUAUGUGGACAACUGCUCGUCCAACAUCUCAUUCCAAAAUCAUGGGCAUUAAUAUGGAGUUGGUCCCCGCUUUGCUGUAAUAACAGCCUCCAAUCUUCUGGGAAGGCUUUCCACUAGGUGUUGGAUC
Messenger RNA from Oncorhynchus mykiss (rainbow trout), 4025 nucleotides. RefSeq names its product phospholipid phosphatase 2. Lineage: Eukaryota; Metazoa; Chordata; Actinopteri; Salmoniformes; Salmonidae. Gene Ontology annotation, molecular function: phosphatidate phosphatase activity. The record is from RefSeq and is a predicted model, not a curated record. Gene Ontology annotation, biological process: phospholipid metabolic process; phospholipid dephosphorylation; signal transduction. Gene Ontology annotation, cellular component: plasma membrane.